Messenger RNA from Plasmodium vivax (malaria parasite P. vivax), 806 nucleotides. RefSeq lists its product as hypothetical. The transcript has 4 exons. The record is from RefSeq and is a predicted model, not a curated record. Bases 211 to 678 code for a protein of 155 amino acids. NCBI's taxonomy places the organism in Eukaryota, Apicomplexa, Aconoidasida, Haemosporida, Plasmodiidae.
CCCGAGGUGUGCCCAAGGAGAGCUCACCCCUACGUGGAUGCCGACAGGGACCAUCGGAAGGGGCCCCCCCCUCCCAGAUAGGGCUCCAAAAGGCGUCAUCACCACGGGUAGGACCCACAGGGGUAUAGCUCUUUCCACGGAUUACCGUACCGCUCAGUAACCUCCCCGUAGAUAGCAGUGCAACGGAGGGGAGCCAACCCGCACGGACCCAUGGAGAGCGGCAAAUGCUUCGGCCUCUGUCUGCGCGCCAUCCACUUUAGGAGCGCCCGCGAGUGGAAGCAGUUCAUGAACCCAAAAAUAGACGGGACGAGGGUGAAGAAGAUCCGCAACGUCAGCGAAAACGACCUGCUGCACAAGCACCGGGUGCACAAGUACCCCUUUUUCAAGAUGAAGAAAAUUGGGAAAUACCAAAAGGUAGAGGCGAAUGACAGCCGCCCCUUCAAUCGAGACGUAGAAGUGCUGUAUGACCACCGGUACGCAGACACCUUUGUGAAGCUGAAGGAACUCAUUUCGGCCCACCUGGGAGGAGUGACCAUCCGGGAGAGAUGCACCGAUGACGCGUCCUUCGAAGUGUACGAUUGCCUACGUAACAGAACCCUCCUCAAAAAAAAAAACCAAGAGUUAGAAGCUGAAGGGCUAUUUCGCGAGAUGGUGCAGAAGAUGCAGCAAGACGUGUGAUUCUGCCUGGGGGGGAAGCGACGUGGGGGCAUGCAGCUUACAUACAGCCUACAUGCAGCUUAAGUGCAUCUUACAUGCAGCCUACCCCCCCUCUACCCUUCUACGUACAUUUUUGCAUGUCCUCUUUU